Periconia digitata is the source of this 6189-nucleotide messenger RNA. The record is from the annotation of a GenBank genome assembly. NCBI's taxonomy places the organism in Eukaryota, Fungi, Ascomycota, Dothideomycetes, Pleosporales, Periconiaceae.
UAUACCCCCCGCGCCAACCACCAUGGGAACUUGAGGAACCAACAACGCAGGAAAAAUCGCAAUCUGGAACUCAGCGAUAUGGCAUCGUCACCCCCACACGAUCAUGAGGCUGCCAAUGGGGCCAACGCAUCCUCCAACCCCGAACUCGAUAUCAAGAAGCUGCACGCGCUGCCUACCGAACAACAAGAACUCUACCUCUUAACCUUUUCGUCCGAUCUCGCUCGUCACGUUGCCUCGCUCGAUGCCGACGGCGCAUCAGCCCACCAAAUCUAUCUAAAAAAGGAGCUCUUCCAGAUCAUCAAUCUCCCCGCCCCGCCCCCGACUCGCGCUAUACGCAACAACCUAGGUCGCGCCUUUUCUGGCAUUUUUGCGAAAGGCGACCGGAAGCUCCUCUUUGAGUCCAUCAACGAGCUCACCCACAUUCUUAAUUCUGCUGGGAAGACGGAGAAGGACAUCAGGGCCAAGCAUGCCGCCUCUCAUUGUUUGGGUGCUGUCUUCGAGGCUGCUGGUGAUAGCGCUAUCGGCCUUGCCCCAAUUGCCACUACAUCUUUACUACAUCUUGUAAAGGUUGCUCAGAGCCAUACGGGGCUGCGUGCUGCUGUUUUGAAAGCAGCUGGCAAUGUGUUUAAAGGUGUGGGCCGCUCUGCUGAAGAAGCGGUGGCCAGAGUUGCCUGGAAACAGGCGCGAACAUUAUGUGCGGGAGACAAGUCGUUGCUGGUACAGUCCCAGGCUUGCUAUCUCUUGGAGCAGCUGGUCCGUCACACCACCUUCUUUGACAACUCGACCGACUUCGAUAAGCUACAGAAUGCGCUUUGGAAAACCAUUGAUAACGGCUCCGCCUCAGUCCGUCAUGCUGCCGCCUCUUGUCUCAGCGCAUCUCUGGUGAAGAAUUACUCGGAAGUAGCACCUGUGGAAAUUCCUCUGGGCAGAUCAAAGACCACCAAGAAGAAAGGCAAGAAGCCUUCAGAUCUGGACGGCGAUGAAGACAUUAUCGAGCGACCCGAUUCCCCUGCGCCGAAGAAAUCAGCUGCCGUAUUAUCGUUCAACAUUGUCUCCCUUAUGAAGGUGCUUUCAGCCCAGUACUGCCGACCCGCGACAAGCAAUCGAUCUAGGGCGGGUAUCGCCUUGUGCUACAUGAAAACCCUCCGCGGCUUGGGUGAACAAGUGGUAGAAUCUAAAUACGCGGAUAUCGCCCGCCAUUUCUUCCUCGACCUUCUUAGCCAUCCUACCAUUGUACAAAAUCGAUACCGAACUUUGUGUACCAGAAAAUAUGUUGCCAUUAUCCUCGAGUUGGUCAUUGGGCGUGAAAUGCUUGGAGAAUCGAGUCAACUCAAUGCUGCCCGAUUUCUGGUCAACGACAUAUUGAAAGACUACCCCCAGUUGCUGAAGGAGAGACCUGAACCGUCCAAACAGACCUUGAUUGGCGCGCUCAGUACUCUGUCUUCGCUACUCAACAGCCUUGGGUCUGCUGCUAAUGUCAUCGCCGAUGCGUGCAGAGACUCGCUGCUUCAAGUCCUACAGCACCCGAGUUAUACUGUUCAGGUCAAUGCAUCUUCCUGCUUGCGCUCCUUUGUGUUAGCUUGUCCACUUCAGCUUCUUCCCGCAGUUACCAUUUGCAUGAACAGCGUCAGCCGCGAACUUGGUCUUCUGGGGGGUCCGCGACAGUCUCCACGACGGUGUGUUGGUCUUGCCAACGGUCUAUCUGCAGUUCUCAGCACAUCCACUUCCCAGCCACUUCAUGGUUCCGUGGACGUGAACUCCAGAGUGUUAUCACAAGCCACAUCGUUGCUGAAAUCUGCUAGCAAUUCGGACCUUCGCAUCUCUUCUACGCAGAUUCAGGUCGCGUGGGUGCUCAUUGGCGGCUUGAUGACACUUGGUCCUAACUUCGUUAAAAUUCAUCUCUCCCAAUUGCUCCUACUUUGGAAAAACGCACUCCCAAAACCUCUAAACAAGGAUAACAUGAUUCAACGAAACGUGUUAGAGCUUAGCUUUCUAGCGCAUGUUCGCGAGUGCGCUUUAGGCUCAAUACUGACCUUCCUCGAAUUCAACAGCCGGCUUCUUACUCUCGAUGUAACGAAACGAUUAGCUACGAUGUUACAGAACACUACUAUGUUCCUGAAUACACUUCCUGCAAAGAAGACCACGGACGAUGUUUCUCAAAGAUUAUCGCCCGCAUUACAACUAAACGACUUUGACCUUAUGGUGCGGAGGAGAGUGCUACAAUGUUACACAAAGCUGGUAGAUCUAAGCCCGGCAGGCAGCAGUGAGGUCCUUUUGCAGACUAAUCUGCUCCCAUUCGCCGUUUCAGCUUUUGCCGAUCCCGACAAGUACACCUCGAGUUCCUUGAGCGUGUCCAUUGCAAGCUCUGCAGGAAAUUUCGAUAGCAUAUGGGACGUUGCCGACAAUUAUGGCUUUGGUGUCACAGGUCUGGUUAGAGGUUUCGACAUCACACCGCUUCCCGGAGAGCAGGAGAACGAGCACCCGCAACAUUGGUCUACACGUCAUGGUCCCGAGGCAAUGAUCGACCGCACGCUUCUGUCGCCUAUCGGGAGCGCCCGUGAACAUGACUCAAUCUCCCUUUACGUUGGAAAACAGAACGAAGCAUUUGACCUCCCCAAUCCACCGGCAACUGAAGUUGUCAAUUCUGCUCUGCAGCUGUUCGCCAAAUGUCUACCUCUCCAGACACCCAAGAUCCAGGAGAGUAUACUCGAGCAAGUGACUUCUUUUCUUUCAGCCAGUAGUCUGCAGCGCGACGUUAACCGCAAAGCUGCCAUGAUGGUGAAUAUUGCCUAUGCUCUACUGGGUACCCUCAAAGUAGCUGUUAAAGAGACUCGAUCUUCGCCUGGCGAUCUCAAGGGUCCUGCUGUAGAGAAGGUUAUUCAAGAGUUGUUGCACCUGUUCAUUGUACUUCCGGAUCCGUACGUUCGCAAUAUAGCCGGUGAGGCCCUUGGACGGCUGUGCAGUAGCUCCGGUAACGCUCUUACCACCACCGAAGUCAAUUAUCUGGUGGAUCAAAUCGUCGCCAACCGUGAGCCGAAUGCGCGCUCGGGGUAUGCUGUUGCUCUGGGUUGCAUUCAUUCGCAGUUGGGAGGCAUGGCGGCAGGCUAUCACCUGAAAAACAUAUUAGGCAUAUUAAUGUCUCUUAGCAACGACCCACAUCCUGUCGUACACUUUUGGGCCCUUGACAGUCUUACACGAGUCGCAGACUCCGCGGGCUUGACCUUUUCUGCCUACGUGACCAGCACACUCGGCAUGUUGGCGCAGUUGUUUGGUUCGGACACCCACAAUGAGGAGUCUGCUUCUCUUGCUUCAUCGAAUCUGGAGCUGGAUCUUCCAACUCCGGCUGUUAUUGCGCGAUGCAUUGACAGUACGAUAAACGUCCUUGGACCUGACCUACAGGAUGUCACUAAAGCACGGGACAUGAUCAUGACACUCAUCGGCUUGUUCAAUGUUGAGUCUGACGAGUUGAUUCUGAUUGAAAGUUUGAAAUGCCAGGAGCAUCUCUCGCUAUAUGCUCCGGGUCAUAUGCAUUUUGCACUUUACGUCAAGCAACUGCAACAGGCCAUCGAGAGUCCUUCGGAAAAGAUUCGAGACAUGGCAGUGGACGGCCUGCACAAUCUCAUGCGUCGAAAUACAGAGGAGGUGAUUCGCACAGGUGAUCCAGGCAUGGAGGAUCAACUAUGGCAUGUUCUUGACAGAGACCCAGAGCACGAGGUUGUGCGGAAUAUUAUCCGCACCUGGCUGCAGCAGACCGGGCUUACCGACACAGCAUCUUGGGUGCAGCGCUGCCACUCAAUCUUAACCAAGACAAAGAAGGUUGCAGAGGCCGAAGAAAAGACGGAGACUAAGCCUAAAGGCGGGCAAACGGAUCUGCAGGAUGAGGAAGUCGCUGGAUUUGCUGCCGCCGCGAACGCCCCGGGAGAAGAUGGUGCAGCGGUACAGAAGAGCCAAGAGUUAUUAAAGUGGCAAGUAAGAAAUUUCGGGAUGGAAUGUCUCAGUGAACUACUUGCUAUGAUCACCAAAGAGGCAACCUUUCGAGAUGAAGCAGCCUGCGUACUGGCUCUGCAGAAACGGGUGGCUGAUGUUGUACGCAUUGCCUUUUCCGCUUCCACUGCGGGUGUCGUUCAACUUCGAAUUCGGGGUCUUAAGAUCAUCGAUCAGGUUCUUAAGCUGUUUGGCAAGACACCGGAUCCAGAUUUUCCUGAAGUGACGCUUCUCGAACAAUAUCAGGCUCAGAUUGGGUCUGCAUUGACACCCGCCUUUGCUGCUGAUUCAUCCCCAGAGCUUGCAGCUGAAGCUGUAAAUGUCUGCGCUACAUUCAUCUCUACCGGCAUCGUGACCGAUGUCGAUCGCAUGGGUCGAAUUCUGAAGCUUCUCGUUUCUGCGCUCGAGAAUUUUUCCAAUGAAACGGAAGUGGCAGCCAUCGGAGACCUAAAAGGACUCAGUUCCAAUGCACAGGUUAUGGUCAAAAUGUCGGUGUUCUCUGCAUGGGCUGAAUUGCAGAUUGCAAGUGCCGAACAAACAUACUUACGCGAUGUUCUCAAGCCUCACAUCGCACGACUCACCCCGCUUUGGUUAGCUUCGCUGCGGGAGUAUGCGCGUCUGCGAUUUGAACCUGAUAUCUCAUCGAUGGGUUCAUCAUCACUCUCCGGAAGCUUGGAUACCAUUUAUGCAGCGCUUAACCGAGAGACACUGCUCAAAUUCUACCAAGAGUCAUGGCUGAACCUCGUCGACGCAAUUGCAAGUCUGAUUGACGAAGAUAGCGAGUUCGUGUUUGACGCCCUGGAUGGCAAAACUGAAUUCGAUGAACCAUCAACUAGUGAUGGAAAGGUGGACCACCAUAUUAACUAUCGUGCGGAGCCAACAGCCUUCUUCUUCGUUCUAUUUGGCCUGGCAUUCGAAGCUCUGGCUGGCCGCCCGGGCGAUUUACAAGCAUCAAAGGAGCAGAUUCUGGAGAUAUUGCAUGCGCUGAAAAAGAUUUUGCGGCCGUCAGUGUCUGGACAGGCUAUCUACCAGGAAGUCAUUUUUUCCGAGACCAUGGAUAUGCUCGAUCGACUUGUAUUGACAGAAGGUCUGCAAGUGCAGACAGUCAUUGUCCAGAUUGCUAGAAAUCUCUGCUUAGGGCAUCCUUCGGCCAGGAAAGACCACCGUGCGGGAGAUGAGAAUCUGUCAGAUGAUAUCGAGCAGUUAUUCGAGCUCACACGCAUUAUGGUGCUGGUUUUGACCGGGCUGGUGCCUAGUCUUGAUGAUAGCAAGAGCGCAGUCCGCCACGAGCUCAGUGAAGAGGCAGUGGCGCUUCUCACCACCGCGCUUUCUGCGCUUGUCGAUGCUGCCCAGGUGUUUCCCUCCAUCAUCAAGACCGAUCUCCACGCCUGCAUUCUACAUAUAUUCGCGACCAUCCUAGGCACCGGACCCUGCCAAGCGAAAGUGAUCCCCCAAUCCCUUCCGGUCUUUAAGCGGUUCAUAACCAGCAUCAACUCCCAAACUGAACCAUCUGCAGAAACGAGCACGCAACUUCGUGCCACAUUAACCCGCUUCCUUCAAAUUUUGAGACAAUCACAGCAACGCGAGUUUGACGCCGCGUUAGCUUGCGAAAAGAAUACUAUCCUCACCACCACCAUCCUCCUCAGCUCCACCGCCUCUGCCUUUGCACCAAAUGAUCCUCUCAUCACUCGAUUCAUCCAAGAGCUCUUCGAUUGUCUCAACAACCGUCUGACCAGCAAAGUCGCCGCAGGCUGUUGCCGUAGCCUCCUUCUAGCCCCCAAGAAGGGUCCGGUGGAGACAUCCAUUGCCAAACAACUCCUCCCCCAGAUUCUCUCCUUCCUCGUCAAUCCUUCCCUUGACCUUGAGGGUCUCGAUGAGUCGCGAACGACGCUCGCUACCGCACUCGUAGCGUUCAUAUCUACAUUACCUACCCCAGACCAACGCCUCGUUGCCGCUAAGGUCGUAGUCCCUGCCCUUCUGGCACGCGUGCGCAAGGAAACCAAAGCUAGUGCAGAGACAGCUGCAAGAUUAAUGGAGCUCGCACAGGCGGAUCAGGCUACGUUCCGCAGCGUAGUUGGCGCACUCGAGGCGGAUGACAGAACGUUCAUGGAGAGCGUUUUGAAGAGCGGGCAAAGUACUGGCCGGAAAGUGGAGAGCGUGGAGAGUGGUGAGCCUAGUAUCGCGCUGAAGAUGAACUUUGGGUAA